This is a messenger RNA of Penicillium pulvis, 567 nucleotides long. Its product is annotated as pfkB family kinase. The transcript has 5 exons. The record is from RefSeq and is a predicted model, not a curated record. The coding region runs from base 1 to 567 and encodes 188 amino acids. Gene Ontology annotation, molecular function: kinase activity. Lineage: Eukaryota; Fungi; Ascomycota; Eurotiomycetes; Eurotiales; Aspergillaceae.
AUGACACUCGAAGAGUUUAUACAAAUCACUGAAGAACUGGGUCCUCGAGCAACCUGGUUUCAUUUUGAGGGUCGCAUACCUGCGGUCACUUUUGGCUGUAUUCAACAUCUCCGAAAGCAAAACCCCUCUGCUCGCAUCAGUGUAGAGUUGGAAAAACCCGGCAGAGAAGGUCUUCAAGAACUUGCGGAGUUGGCCGAUGUGAUCUUUUACUCGAAGACCUGGGCACAGAGUCUUGGAUAUACAUCUGCGGAAGAAUGUUUGCGAAGCCAGUCAACCAAGGCACAGAAUGCAAUCUUGCUUUGCUGUACUUGGGGCCAGGAUGGGGCCGACGCCCUUGAGCCUGGAACUGGAGAAUUCGUCCAUGUGGACGCCUAUACCCCGGCGGACUUCCGAGUAGUGGAUCCAAUUGGAGCUGGAGACACAUUCAAUGCAGGAAUGUUGUAUGCCUUGAAUUGCAAAGAUAAAGAAUGGGAUCUUGGUACUAAGGUAAAGUUUGCAAAUCAAAUUGCCGGCAUGAAGGUGGCGCAGGAAGGGUUUUCAGGAUUGAGCCGGGUACUUGAGCUUUAA